AUGCAGGAGACGUGGGGUGGGGGAGAACUUGCUGAACAAGACUGCUACGGAGGCAAUUGUGGUUGUUGGGGUGGAGGUGAGGAUGGACAGUGUAGAGACUUCUUCGAUUUCAGGCAUUGCCAAACCAAUGAAUGCAUCAGUGGACCUUUUCGCGGUUACGAUUGCACAGACGGUGGCAAAUGUCAAGUUGUCUGUCGCGAUGACAUUUGUCAUGUCGUUAAGACGGGUGAUGGGGUGAAUGGAACGACAUUGGUCGCGCAACAACCACCGAAUCGUAAGGAUUCAGUCGUCUUAAGCAGCAGAUUUGCCAUCAAAGCCACCGACCCCAAUGCAGACACUUUAAAUGCCCUACAAGCAACAAUAAACGGAAUCACCGAUCAUCUAUCCAGUCUCAAUCCCCAUGAAUUACAACAUUUUAUUGAAUCAACAUCAAACAUUGAUGAAAUGAUUACUCUCCUUGGAAAAGAAGUGAUUAAAGUCAUCAUUUCCAAAGUACCAACACUGACGUAUGUGCUGCCAAAAUUGGAACUGCAAACCAUUGAUCGAAUCCUCCUACACCUGCGUGACAAAACACUGAAUUACUGGCAAAUUGUGGACCACAAUUGGAGCGAUUACGAUAAAACUGACAGCAGUUGGCCAAAUUGGAAAGAAGGAAUGGCUCCUGCCAACAGAGUGCCCGUUCACUCCGUCAGAAUCCAACCGAUGAGCGCACUCAGAGACGCAUACAAAUACGAUCUCGACAUACCCGAAUGGUCUGACAAAAUGCUCACACCUGAGGCCUCGAAUGUGCUCAGCUGCGAUAAUUCAACAGGAUUGUGCAAGCAUUUGGACAGUGGAUGGUCAAAGGUGGGUAACGAAAUGGGUUCUGUUGAUGAAGUGUCUGUUCUGCCUGACAGAGUUGAUGCUACUCCUGCUUUUCUAAUGGUGGCACCUGGAGACAGAGACGCAUAUCGUCCGUACUGGACUGAGGCGUUUGACAAAGCGUCCACACCUGAGGCUUUGGAGGUGCUGAAAUGCGACAAAUUGACAGGACUGUGCAGACAUUUGGAGAGUGAUCAGUCAAAACCGAGUAAAGAAAAGGACGGUGUUGCUCGAAUGUCUCUCCUCCCUAUGCGAAUCGCUUCUGCUCUUACGUUUCCGAUGACAGUACCCGGAGACAUGAACGUAGGCGAUUCCGACAUCCCCCAAACGUCAAUACCUGAGGCCUCGGAGAUGCUGAAAUUUAACAGUGACCGGUCAAAAAUGCGUGAAAGCAUCGAUCCUGUAGAAGACGUUCCUGUUCAGCCUCUGAAAAUCAGUGCUUCUCCUAUGCAUCCGUUGAUGCAACAACUUCACCCAUUGAUGUCUCUCCUUUCAAGUCAAAGACCGCCUGGUGAUUCUCAAUUCCAAAUACCUGGUCUUCCAAAGUGGUACUUGAAUGUGGAAGAGGAUGACUUCCAAAAAAGGCUUAAAGAUAUGCCCAGUGUGAAUGAACUGUUGAUAUUUGUGGAUCCAAUGGUUCUUCAUUCCGUCCUUCGGACACUACCCGGACUGGGUGGGUUGUUUGCUGGAAUAGAUCCUAAUGCACUAACAUCAAUGCUUCAUCGGUUUCCUAGACUUAACGAGGUUCUAGCAAAUGCAGAUGCAGAUGCCUUCAAAAUGUUGAUUUCCAAUGUGGCCAAUGCAAGUGACAGUAUGGAUGGACUCGACUCCACCCUUGAACACUUUAGGAUGUCCAAUGAUCCCCAACACGACUCCACGGUGGUUGAUGCAGAGCCCUCAGUGCUAACUCCUUCAGAUGAGAUGGAGGAUCCAUCCAGUCCUGUUGAUCAACAGUUACUGCAAACAAUAAUUUCAAGCAUGCCAAACAUUCCUCCAAUGUAUGCCGACGCUCUGGUAGACAUCGAUCCCUAUUUGGUUAGAUACAUAAUUGAGAAUCACCAAAACCGUCACAGCCUGCUGGACAACAUGAGCCAACACACCAUUCAAUUCGUAAUUGACAAUGUGCCUAACUUUGAUGAAACUCUCUCUUCUCUGCCUCCAAGCACAUUACAAGUCGUCUUCGACAAAGUGCCCAAUGCUGUGAGGUAUCUUGAAACCAUGGAUGCCGACACUGCUCGAACUAUUAUGGCCAAAUUGCCCUACCUCUACCAAUAUGCAUCCCCAACUCUAAGUGAUUUGCUGCAAAGGCCACCGUCUUUGGAGGUGAUGGAAAUAAAGGAGGCGGAGGAGGCGACAGAGGAAAGAGAACAAAAACCUGUUGCACUUGAAGCCUCAACGCUCACAGAAGAAGAACUUGAAAUGUUAACGUCGAAAGUACACUUCACCGAUAAAAUGCUGAAGUAUGUCAAUCCCAAGAAAUUGGCUGCUCUACGUACUCUCAUGUCCGACUUUCCCACACGCUUGACCAACGUGGAACCAACGAAGAUGCGCACAAUACAUUCACAUCUAUUAAAAGUGAUGGAACAAAUGAAUAAAACAAACAAUGGGCAAGUUUUGGUGGAUCGCAACACUGCCAAACACGUGGCUGUUAAUGCGUCUGCUCAGACAAUGCCUUCAACGUAG
Molecule: messenger RNA, 2544 nt
Organism: Hydatigera taeniaeformis
Lineage: Eukaryota; Metazoa; Platyhelminthes; Cestoda; Cyclophyllidea; Taeniidae
Source: the annotation of a GenBank genome assembly